CAUUUUCUCUUUUUUUCCGCAAUGACCUCUAAUUCGUCCAAUAAAAUUUUCCAAUUAUCUUUGAAAAUUUUUGCAACCAGCUCUUCGUAAGUUAAAAUCCUGUACAACAUUAACAAAGGGCUAUUUUUUUUUUUUCUUUCUUUCUCAAUCUUUCUUUUCCAUCAUCUUUGUCAAUUAAAAUGGGCUCUCCUAGUAUUCUUACCAAUCCCAUGUUCAACAUGGGCUUCCUUUUGGUUUCUAUGCAAUUAGCUAAAAAGGUUGAUUGGAACGACCCCAAUGUUGUAACUUAUGCCAGAAUGGGUUAUUAUGGUGCCCAAGUGCUUGUUGUUAUAAUGGCAUACGGUUUGAUUACCCUUAUUAAGAAAAAGAAUGACACUACUGUCUUGACAUAUAAUGCUCCUCAAAGGCCCAGUAUGUCUGGUGAUUCAUCUGCUCCUCAAACCAUUACUACAACCGUUAGAGAUUAUGAUGUUGAACAAGUUAAACAAUUCAUUCAAUCUACCUUAACUUCUAUUGUCAUCAUCUCUGUGAUGCAUUUCCAAUUCAAGUUUACUCAACCUCUUUUAAUGCAAUCUAUUAUGCCUAUUAAAAACUUGUUGACUCAUAAGGAAUCUUUGAUCCAUCUUUGGGGUGAUGCUCCUGAAGGUAAUCUUGCUAGACCUUUUGUUGCCGAGAAUCCUCUUGGUGCUCUUACUAAUAUGUUUGGUGGCGGAAAUAAUAACGCUGCUGCUCCUGCUGCUAACACUACCACUGCUUCUACCAAUAAUGAACACUCUCAUCAAGAAUAAAUAAUACUCCAAAGUGUUUUUAUAAAAAAAAAGAAAAAGAAAAAAGAAAAAAUAAAUAUAUUAAUUUAGAUGUUUUAUUAAAAAAAUAGUUAUUGCAUUUUUAUCAGCC
Molecule: messenger RNA, 897 nt
Organism: Cokeromyces recurvatus
Lineage: Eukaryota; Fungi; Mucoromycota; Mucoromycetes; Mucorales; Mucoraceae
Product: inorganic phosphate transporter Pho88
Exons: 2
Coding region: 180-788 (202 amino acids)
Biological process (GO): protein targeting to ER
Cellular component (GO): mitochondrion; endoplasmic reticulum
Source: RefSeq, a predicted model, not a curated record